GUGUGACGCUGUGUAGUAUGAACAGCUGACAGGUCCCAAGGCCCUGUGGCUGAUAUAUAAAGAGGGACUGAUCUUGGAGUGAGAGCUGCUCUGUGUCUCAAGUUCAGACUCACAGGAUGAACACCCUCCAGACUCUGUUUCUCCUGGCGGCAGGCCUCUCUGUUGUCCAGCCCAUGAGCAUCAAGGCACUUAACCAGUUUAGAAGAAUGAUCCUGUGUAUGAUGCCUGAUAGCUGGCCUGUUCUUGACUACGCUGACUACGGCUGCUACUGUGGAAAGGGAGGCUCUGGCACGCCUGUGGAUGAUCUGGAUAGGUGCUGCCAAGUGCAUGACCAGUGUUACAGCGAUGCUAUGCAGCACUCUGCGUGCUGGCCCAUCAUCGACAACCCUUACACCGAGUUCUAUGACUACAGCUGUGAUGAACAAAACAAGAAGGUCACCUGUGGCAAUGACAACAAUGAAUGUGAGAUGUUCAUCUGUGAGUGUGACAGGAAGGCCGCAGAGUGUUUUGCGAGAUCACCCUGGAUCCCUGAGCACGAGCACCUGCCCAGCGACCAGUGUCAGUAAAACAAACAAACCCUGUCAAAUGCAGAAUUUAUACUUACACGUGACAUAGCCAUCUUUUAGCUUUCAAAAGUGAUCGACUGCUCUGUCAGUUUAUUGAGAAUCAAUGCCUUAGUAGAAACAUUCUCAUAGACUUUAUACUGUCACGUCUAAAGUAUCAUGAUUUCUGUAUGGGACUAUACAGUUCUCAUAAUGUAGAAUUACUGAUCUAUAACCAUCCAUGAUUAUGUCACAUGUACUCAAUCUCUCUUGUUAGGUGUGGAUCUGUAAAGUGAUCUGCAUACUCAUUUUACCUCACAUGUUGUCUACUGAUGGCCAGUUGUUCAAGGGUAUAAUCUUAAAUACCAAUAGAGGGCACUACGGUCUACUGAUUUCUUUCCUUGCUUGCAGGGUGAAAUCAGUAGUAUACAGUGGUAUGGCACAGACUCUGCCGCCUGAUGCUUUGUCUGUGUCAGCUGUCCUGGUAUAUAUACUUCCUGUAAAAGUCCCACACACACAGUAUGUAAUAUUUGCACUUAAUCAAAUAAUAAAAAAUAGAUUUGCUCAGAAAAGAAAAAAAA
Molecule: messenger RNA, 1123 nt
Organism: Toxotes jaculatrix (banded archerfish)
Lineage: Eukaryota; Metazoa; Chordata; Actinopteri; Toxotidae
Product: phospholipase A2-like
Exons: 4
Coding region: 117-566 (149 amino acids)
Biological process (GO): phospholipid metabolic process; arachidonate secretion; lipid catabolic process
Molecular function (GO): calcium ion binding; phospholipid binding
Source: RefSeq, a predicted model, not a curated record